GGGAUGUGGGGACGGGAGCGCUUCGUUGGUGGCUUCGCCUGAGCAAUCUGGAUCCAGCCUGCAUGGAUCCCCCUAAUGUUGGCAAUAUCUUGCCUACCUAGUGCGGCGUGCUACCAGAACUCAAGGCUUAUGCGUUGAGUCGGGCAAGCCGAAACAACGGACCGCAGGCUAGAUGGGUAUGCGCAGCAUAGCCGUAGCCCACAGUCCUAGCAGAGUUCCAGUGUGGACGGCACUAGUCUUGCCUACCUAGUACUGCUUGCCACCAGAACUCCAGCCUUCUUUGCUGAGUCGGGCCAGCCGAAACAACGGACCGCAGGCUAGAUGGGUACGCGAAGCAUAGCCGUAGCCCACAGUCCUGGCAGAGUUCCAGUGCGGACGUCACUAGCCUUACCUGCCUAGUGCGGCUUUCUGCCAGAACUCCAGCCUUGUUUGUUGAGUCGGACCAGCCGAAACAACGGACCGCAGGCUAGAUGGGCAUGCGAAGCAUAGCCGUAGCCCACACUCCUGGCAGAGUUCCUGCGCGGAAGGCGCCAGCCUAUAAACCGCGCUGCAACGGACGUCAGGACGCCUAUCAUGAUAUGACAGACAAUCAUGGCCAACGCCGAAUCAGACGCGAGCGAGAUGGCUCUAGGUGGGACCCACUCCGCGCCUAGCCCCGUCCGCCAUUUAAACACAGUCGCCGCCCCGCUGACUCGCGCGGUCGUUGGCGCGGGCAGCGACCGCGGAGGCGCGUUAGACAGAUCUCGCAAAAUACCAGGGAGAGCUCCAACACCUAGAGGCGAAUUCAAGCAGUGCUCAUCAGAAACCUCCACUGGCGCGCCUCCAAUAUGUCAGUCCAACUGUCCAUCUGGCUGCGUGGCCUUAGGGUGCGACGCAAUGUCUUUACCAUCUCUGGCCUGCGCAUGCGCCCCAGGAUCGACGCGCGCGAUCACGCGCCACGCGCCUUUGAUCCAGAGCAUGCCACGAUCAGUGCGAAGAUCCUGCCUGCGUCUAGGCCGCAAGAGCCCGGCGAGAUAGGCCCAUCUCGCCCCCCUCCUGGCGGCGGUAGCCGCGAAGGAAGAAGACGCGGACAUCGACGCCGAUGACAACCGAUAGCAUAUUGAAAUCCGUUCGGAAAGCUGCGGAUCGCUGCAGCGGUGAGAACCUUCAACCGUUUGGAGCGCGCCUUCAAUUUGCACUUGACAGGACGACGUGGCCUGGCUAGCCAUAUGGAUAGUGCAAUCGGAGUAAUGCGAGCCUCUCCCACGUCGUACGAGGUGCGCCAGUAGUCUACGGUCGCGAAGGCGCCCUUGGCCGACCUGCAGGUGCCCUCCUGCGUGUAGCGUAGAGCACCAGGCAGCAACUCACCGAAGCCAGCAUGCACACGUUCGGGGAAGGGCCUGUUCCUCAGAUAUUCCGAGAGCCAGAAGUACCUGUCAGAGUUGGCGAACACAUAUGAUCCACUGCCCGUAGACCGUAGACCAAUCUGAAGUGCUCCAAUCAACAGCCCGCACGGCAAUCCAACAUCAAUGUGCAUGAUGGUAGACCACGACAGAACAACUGCAUGCGCUUCUUCACCGCGGGGUCCUCUGAGCAACGUCGCGAGGAUGUGGGAGAGCACGAAAAUACCAACGCCUGCAAUGGACAACCCCGUAUGUCGGCGUCGGCAUGGCGAUAUGAAGGCCUUUCAACCAUGUCCCGUAGACCCUGAAUUCAAAAACAACCUGCAUGAUUCCCAAUGCGAUGCGUUGUACAAAAACACUCCCACAUCUCGCCGCUUCGAUCCUCUGUCCGCUCGCCGUCGCCUGAUCGCCGCCAACGUUCUCCCAGGCGCUGCGGCCUGGGUCCGGCUGCUUGUCUGGCCGCCCCCAUGGGGGCGUGCGGCACCUGAGAGACGAAGGGCGCUCUCUGCAAAUCCGCUGGGGUGGAGGACGCAGCCGAAAAGAGGCCGCCGGGGAUGCGAUGAUGCCGAUCUUCGGGGCCUGCUGUUCGACUGCGGCAAGAAACCGCCCACUGUCCAAGCUGGUGGUACCUGCCCUCGCCUGUUGAAGUGCCGCUUGGAGUUGUUGGAUUGCCCCUGGUACAUGUGCCAUGUUGGUACUGCCGCGCUGCUGGGCGGGUGCAACUGCCACCGCUGGUUUGGCCUGAGCAACCUCGGCAUGUAGAGUGGCCGCCUCGUUGUCCAGCUCUUGAAAGUGUUUCCGUGCUGUUUUCAGGUCCGACUCGAACUGCUCCACGUUGCUGACCUUCUCGGAUUGCUCGGAACCUUUGGAUGCCGACCUAUCUCUAGCACUUCUGAAAAGGUCUGACGCGCCCAUCCUGGCACGGAUUGCGGACUUUGCCCUCUCAUACUCUGCUCUGGCUGGGAUGACCAGGUCGUGCCAGUCGCCGUAUAUCCGACGCAGGGUAUGACACGACCUCUUGAAUUUUGUCACGUCCGAGACCUUGGCGCAAGUCCUUCCAUCGUGCCGGUGAGCGUUCAUUUCCGGCGUUUCGACAUUGGCGGGAAGGGG
Molecule: messenger RNA, 2492 nt
Organism: Prorocentrum cordatum
Lineage: Eukaryota; Dinophyceae; Prorocentrales; Prorocentraceae
Source: the annotation of a GenBank genome assembly